Molecule: messenger RNA, 693 nt
Organism: Alternaria ethzedia
Lineage: Eukaryota; Fungi; Ascomycota; Dothideomycetes; Pleosporales; Pleosporaceae
Exons: 3
Coding region: 1-693 (230 amino acids)
Biological process (GO): xylan catabolic process
Molecular function (GO): hydrolase activity, hydrolyzing O-glycosyl compounds
Source: RefSeq, a predicted model, not a curated record
AUGGUCUCUUUCAAGUCUCUCCUUCUCGCCGCUGUGGCUACCACCAGCGUGCUCGCCGCUCCCUUUGACUUCCUCACUGAGCGUGACGAUGGCAACGCAACUGCUCUUGAGAAGCGUCAGUCCACCCCCAGCGCCGAGGGCUACAACAACGGGUACUUCUACUCGUGGUGGACUGAUGGCGGUGGUUCCGCUCAGUACACCAUGGGAGAGGGCAGCAGAUACUCCGUGACCUGGAGGAACACCGGCAACUUCGUCGGUGGCAAGGGAUGGAACCCUGGAACCGGCCGCACGAUCAACUACGGCGGAUCUUUCCAGCCUCAGGGUAACGGUUACCUUGCCGUCUACGGUUGGACCCGCAACCCGCUUGUGGAGUACUACGUGAUCGAGUCUUACGGCACCUACAACCCCAGCAGCGGAUCCCAGCGCAAGGGCAGCUUCACGACUGACGGCGGUACCUACGACGUUUCCACCUCCACCCGUACCAACCAACCCUCCAUUGAUGGAACAAGGACCUUUCAGCAGUACUGGUCUGUCCGCACGCAGAAGCGCGUCGGUGGCAGCGUCAACAUGCAAAACCACUUCAACGCCUGGGCUCGUUACGGCAUGAACUUGGGCCAGCACUACUACCAGAUCGUCGCCACUGAGGGCUACCAGUCUUCUGGCAGCUCGGACAUCUAUGUGCAGACUUCCUAA